AUGGUUUGUGCAGACUGUCGGGUGUUCCCCGGGACGCCUGUCUGCGGAUCUUGCAGAGCAGUCUGUAGGAUCACAGGGUUUCUCCGGUCCGGUCACCUGAAGGAUCAGGAGAAACGGGUGGUGGAAGUACUUCGGGUGGCUGCCGGAGAGCUCGCUGACCUCGUUGAAUCGAGCGUCCCAGCGGUCAGGGCAGCGGAGGCGCUGCUUGCUCAGGAGGGAAACGAGGGCCGCACCUCCGGGCCACCUGACGCUCCUACAGCCCCGAAAAAGGCUGGAGAGGGGAGCGAGUACACCGAGGAGUCGAGUGAAGAAGAACAGGUGUCCGUUGAGAUAGAGGACGAGGAGGCUUUGGAGAAGGAAGCCAAAGUAGAAGGACACAGCCCAGGGGAACGUGAGGUCAGUCCCUCUUCCCGUGGUAGGGAGCUGGAGCUGUAUCCCGCUUGCAAGGCUUCCACAAAGCACAACAAAAGGAAGUUGCAGGACGAGCGGCAGGAGGAGAAGCUCGAGAGAGACUCGGGUAGCCGUGGGUCCCGACGGCCUGUGUCACCUGAGAAACGGUCCAGGCGGGCCAGUCCAGGUCACGGCGAAGAAGAGGAGAGCGAAGGAGUUCACGCGGAAGAAGAUCGAGGAGCGACGGGCCCGCAAGAAGCAGAAGCAAUGGCGCCAAAAGCCAAAGUGAAGGCCGCCGCACGGCCCAAGGCCAUGGCCGUGUUGAGAAGGCCAGCAGUGAGAGGUGUAGCCGGCCAGGGGGCUCCUCCUGGGAGGGGCGUCAGGAGGAGGCCUGCGGCUCGAGAGGGCGAGCGGUCUCCCUGGGAGGACGGGGCAGAACUGCCCCUCCACCUCGUCCCGUUGGACCUCUUCCAGCCGGGGUCCUGCUUGGUUGUGUCGGAGGGCGACUAUUAUGGGGCCCCUGUCAAGUUGGCGGGACAGAUUCUGAGGGUCGAGCGCGACAGAAACGGCGCCCACAUUCUGCUCCGCUGUACAGGGACCGACAGCGAACAAGUCCUGAGAACCUUCACGUCGGCCAAGGACACGCCUUUCAGGCUGCACGUGUGCCCGGAGGGGUGCGGUCGUCAGGAGAGCGGCGACUUCUACGUGCACGCAGUCAGAGGGCGCCAGGGGAGAGCCGACGGCGAGGAAGGAUGGGUGAACAGCCUGGACGGACCGGCGACAGGGGGUCCGGACGAGAUGGCGGGCUUGAGGAAGAGGGAGCAGGAGCUCCUGCAAGCGCGCCGCCCCCAGCAGGGGGAGGCUGUGGAAGCACCCGACGGCGAAGGGAAGGACCCGGCGCCAGAGAAAAAGAAGAAGGAAAAGAAGAAGAAGUCAAAGGAGAAGGCGCAAGAAGUCCUAAGCGGGCGUCAGCCGAGCAAAGCGGGCCGCAAAGAACUCAGCAGCCUUUACGGCGGCACGGCCCUGGAUCCCAAGGAAAGGGUCCGCAAGACGGUCUUAAAGAAGGCCCGACGCUUUGCCGGCAAGAGGAAAACCAAGCGAUCGACGUCGAGCAGCAGCAAGGGGAGCAGCGACAGCUCCUCAACCUCGGAAUCCCUAGGCCUGGGGACCGAGGGUGUGUUCGCGGAGGAGACAAAGGCUCGGGCAAUCUCAGAGAGGUACCCGGGAGCGCUGACGGUGGAGACGCUCCUGAACAUGAGACGCUCCCUCCUGACCACGUCAGGCGAAGAGGGGGAGCUGAAGGACACCGGCCCUGUGGCCCUUUUGUACUUCCGGAACGUCCUCACCAAGAAGGCAAGCGGUGCCCAAGCCCGAGAGUUGUUGACUCUGUCGACAACGAUCGACGCCCUGUUGAAGGGCCAGCCGGCUCUGGCCCUCGACGUAUUGUGCCAGCGGCUGAAGUCCCAGGAACUGGUGCUGGGGGGCACUCACUGGGCAGUUGCCCAGAAAAUAGAACUGGCGGCUGGAGAGGCGCCAGCCCUCAUUGCCCGAGGGGAGCUGCAGACCGCCCAGAGGGAGAACUACCUCGAGGCGAGAGCUCGCUGGCAGACCCAGAGCAGCAGCGCCAAGGGAGCCCCAAAGGGGAAGACCAAGGGCAAAUUCGACAAAGACCACCCACCAAGAGAAGACAGGAAGGAGGAUGCGAGGCGAGACAAGGGCAAAGGAGUCUUUUUGGCAGAGAUUGAGCCGGACCCUGGGGUGAAGAUUUUUCCAACGGUCCCAGAUGAAGGGGCUGAGUCCCUUGCGGACUUUUCUUCGGGAACGAGAGCGCGACCGCGGGCCCACGUCGGACCUGACGACGUCCAGCGCAUCGCUGCGCUAGAAGGGCAAUUGGAAGUGUUCGAUUGGGACCACUUCUUUUCAACUAGGAGCAUUGACUAUAAAGGAGACGAAGUCAAAACAGCUAGGGAGCUCACGUGGCAGAACAUAGCACCUGCGUUACCUAAAGAAAUAGGUCGGGUGCCCUUAGCGGACGUCUGUACUUUAGGAUCAAAGCACUACGUUGAGAACCUGGAUAUAUACAUCCGCCCACCUGACCGCUGGGAGCGGCACCGGCCACCCCGGGUAAUGGUGCCCGAGGCUGCGUGGCCCGAGGUGUGCCAGGGUUUGGUGUCUACGGGCGUCUGCACACUGCUUCGGGCUAAUGAGGUCUUUCAGGUGGACGGCAAACCCCUACUCAAUGGCCUGUUCGGGGUCAGCAAAGACGAAUGGUCGCGAGGCCACGAGGUCUAUCGUCUCAUUAUGAACUUGGUGCCCUUUAAUGGCAUUGCAGAGGCGGUGAAGGGUGAUGUUGACACGCUCCCGGCGUGGAGUUUGAUGUCCCCCUUCUACCUGCAACCAAGUGAGACGUUGCUGAUCAGCAGCGAAGAUGUCCGCUGCUUUUUCUACACCAUGUCGGUCCCGACCCCAUGGUACAAGUACAUGGCCUUCAACCGAAGAGUGCCGGACCAGUGCCUCCCUUCAGAGAUGCGAGGGGAGGAGGUCUAUUUGGCCUCUAAGGAGCACGUUGCGGGUGAGGCCGCUGGCGUGGCAGCACCCGAGGCCGAAAUCCGCAAGGAUAAGCCGGUCACUGUCGCAAAUCCGUCGUGGCGGAUAUACCUAGACAAUUAUGACCUCUUAGAGAAAGUGAAAAGCGUCGAUGUCUCCACCCUGGCAGGGAGCUUGGCUCCUGCGGUGUUGGCACUCCGUCAGGAGUAUGAAGUCUGGGAAGUCCCCAGGAAUUUGAAGAAGGCGGUCGAGCGUCAGACAGUGGCUGAGGUACAGGGAGCUCAGGUUGAUGGCAAUUUGGGGGUAGCGUAUCCCCGCGAGAACAAGCUCCUGAAGUACGUGGCGGCCACAUUGAAGGUACUGACGUCGCCUGUGGUCACACAGCGCCAGAUGCAAGUCGUCUGCGGAGGCCUGGUUUAUGUCUCCAUGUUCCGUCGUCAGCUUUUGGGCUGUUUGAACGAGGUGUGGAAGUUCAUUGAGUCCUUCAACGGUACAUCGCGCCAAGCGCUUCCGCUCUCGGUACAUUGUAAACUUGAACUCAUCAGGUUUGUGGGACUCAUCCCCCUCGCACGUCUGGACUUCCGCCUGGAUUAUCACCCGGUGGUGACGUGUAGUGAUGCCUCCUCCAAGGGUGGUGGCAUUUGUGCCUCAGCAAACCUGAGCCGGGCGGGACACCUGGCCGCACAUGGCAAGCUGCGUGGCCAGUUACCUGAGCUGCGACAGGAGCACCGUGUUCUCACGGUUGGCCUGUUUGAUGGCAUUGCCGCCCUUCGGGUAGCCGCAGACUUGCUGGGCUUGGAGGUUUUGGGCCACAUCAGUGUUGAAAAGGAGUCAACCGCCCAGCGCGUUGUUACUUCACACUUCCCCGAGACCAAGCACAUCACGGACGUGGCCGCAGUCACGGAGGCAGAGGUUCAGGGUUGGGCCCGUGAGUUUUCUCAGGCCUCUCUCGUGCUGAUCGGAGGCGGUCCACCCUGCCAGGGCGUGAGUGGCCUUAAUUCACAGCGCAAGGGUGCGCUCCGUGAUGAACGAUCCAGCCUUUUCCCGCAUGUUCGCCGCAUUGGAAACCUGGUACAGCGCCACUUCCCGUGGUGUCAGGUACAUUGCAUCAUGGAGAGUGUGGCCUCCAUGGACGCUCAAGACAGCGACAUCAUGUCCGCUGACUUUGGCGACAGCCCGUGGUUCUGUGACGCCGGGACGCUUACGUGGACGAGCCGACCCCGGCUCUAUUGGAUCACUUGGGAGCUUCAGGGCAUGCAAGGUGCUUCUCUCUCUGAUGGGAGCAGCGGCGCUCCUCGGGAGGUGAGGCUUGAAGCUUACCAAGAUUUGGAGGAGGUGUGCGGUGAAGGGUGGAUCAAGGUGGAUCCCUCGCGGCCAUUUCCCACCUUCACCACAGCACGCCCUAGGGCCAAACCGGGGCACAAGCCGGCAGGGAUUCACACCUGCAACUCGCAAGACUUGGAACGGUGGGUGGCGGACCGCUAUCGGUUCCCCCCCUAUCAGUACACUUCCAAGAACCUCCUGGUGAACAAGCACGAUGUCUUGCGGUUGCCUACCAUCGAAGAGAAAGAGUACAUGCUCGGCUUCCCCGUCGGGUACACUUCCAGCUGUUCUCCGAAACAGCACCGAGGGACCACGGCUCAUGCCGACACCAGACAUACUCUGGUGGGAAACACGUGGAGCGUUCCUGUCAUCGCGUGGUUCAUCAGUCAACUGUGCGGUCCUCUCGGAUUGUGCCCCCUGUACACGCCUCAGCAAAUUGUGGAUUUCCUCAACCCCGUGCACCAAACGUUCCUGCAAUCGCGUCUCUGGCGAGCGCCUCUCAGGCCACUGCGGGGACAGGCCCCUGCAGCUUCGCCAAAUUUGGUGGCACAGCUUGGGCAACUGGUGAGCGUGAAGGGUGAAGACAUUCUCCUCACCGACCAAGAUGUGCGCUUACGGGGGCAGCUGCCAGGUGCAUGGCGUUUGUUGAAGACAUGGUCUCAACAUGAGAUCCCGUGCCGUGCACCGCCGUUGCCGGCUCAUGUCUUGCAUGCCAUGGUAGGUGGCGCCACUUGGUGGUUCUCUAAACAUCACAGCCUUGACAAGAUUCUGUUGCAGGGGCGUUGGGCAGCACCCAAAACCGCGGGGCCGUGGAAAGAAAGUUACCAAAAGAUCUAUGAAGAGAUCUUCGAACAAGCGUCCUGGACGCCAGAAGGGCAAGUCAAGAGGAAAAAGUCAGUGGCCUACCACGGCCGGGCGGGAAUGUUUGGUUUGGCUCAUUCUCGCUCGAAUCUCUUCUAUGAGUACCCCGUGCCGCCCAACAUCACCGCUGAUGAGGCGGAGGAGGUGCGAAAGGAAAAACUGCUGGAAAUGUACCGGGAGUUUGCCAUCGAACUGCACACAGGGAUGUACCUCACCCAGCUGACCUCAAAUCGAGACUAUGCUGACAUCCACGUCCAGCUUAUGGAGGACUUAACCACUUUGAAGUUGGACCAGAGCAAUGGUCGAAUUAUCGAAUUUCCUUUGACCAAUGUGUCGAAAGUCUAUCGGAUUGUCAAAAACGACGACAAGUGGUAUGCUGCUGGCACACCUCUUCCAAACGCAUCUCCUACUGCGGAGCAAAUCGUGGUGGUGGAGUUCAUGCGAAGAAAACUGGCUUUUGUCUUCAAAGAGUUGCAGGUGUCGCAGCGCUUUCUGAUCUGUAUGGAGCUCCUGAUCCGCCGAGCCCAGCAGAAACAGGCAAUGCGGUCGCUGACGCCGACCUUCCCACCGCAUCACACGCAAAGUAGGCAAUGUCCGACUCCGCGUUUGGUGCACGAUGCCAUGGCCCGGCCCAUUCCAAGCCCGUCUGAGAAGUAG
Molecule: messenger RNA, 5778 nt
Organism: Cladocopium goreaui
Lineage: Eukaryota; Dinophyceae; Suessiales; Symbiodiniaceae
Source: the annotation of a GenBank genome assembly